AUGGAUCAAAUCGAAAGUAAAGGUUGUGGUCACAGCAAAUCUGAGCUGUGCAUAAAAUGUUUGUUGGCCGACGCAUUCAACCUGAAGGACGAUGACCUGGCGCCAACAGUGGCCAGAACUAAUGACCGUUGUCUGUUACCGUCGCAGCAGGAUAAAAACUUUGUAACGGCCAUGGCUACAUGCGAAUUGAUCUCUGACGAGCACCAAACUGCUAGCAACAGGAGUCAUCCGGUCUGCCAACAGCGGGAGGACGAUGGUCAGCAUCAGCAGGGGUUCUGUUCGUCGUCCGGGAACGUGCAGUCGAAUCCUGCGACCAUUGACCCCGAGGAUAUGUCUGAUGGGCCUGCCUACCGGCGACAGUCGUUGCUACUCCGGCUGUUCGAAAGCAAACUCUUCACGAUCACCAUCGCUGUCCAAUAUCUGUUCAACAGCAAAGAACCUGGCGUGCUCACUUACUUAGGCAACCGGCUUUUCAGCUUCGCCGAAGAGGAAUUCGACUUCUACCUGCCUCAGAUCGUCACUCUGUAUAUUAACGUGCGUGAAGUAGCCGAAGUGUUGCAUCCGUACGUCGUUUACCGGUACGCCGCUGUCUUUUCUUGUGUAUUCGCCGGGUUUGUUCGUUGCCACCUGGUUACACAGCCUUGAGG
This is a messenger RNA of Soboliphyme baturini, 647 nucleotides long. The record is from the annotation of a GenBank genome assembly. Lineage: Eukaryota; Metazoa; Nematoda; Enoplea; Dioctophymatida; Soboliphymatidae.